Molecule: messenger RNA, 516 nt
Organism: Mesorhabditis spiculigera
Lineage: Eukaryota; Metazoa; Nematoda; Chromadorea; Rhabditida; Rhabditidae
Source: the annotation of a GenBank genome assembly
AUGGCCAUCUACCGGAUCGCACUCCUCGCCGUAGCGUAUCUGCAAUAUGCUUCGGCGACGAGUUGCUCUCUUCAGACGGUAUUUACCGGAUUCUGCUUCACCGACGGAGCGUUCGGAGGUGUAUGCGGAACCGGUACAUGCGUCACGGCUACGGAUGGAACAUUGAACUGCUGCCCGGCUGCCUUUCUCGUCACUUCAACCACUACGACGACUACGGUAGCCUGCGUCGACAAGACCAACCCAUUGACCGGAGUAUCUGACUGUCCGGCUAGGGUUGCUGCUGGGUAUUGCACUCGGAAGUACUACAAGGCCCUGAUGAAGAGCCAGUGCCGACUGUCGUGCGGUUACUGUACUGUUACCUCUUAUACGUCGUACACCGUCUCCGGCUGCUACGACCGUACGAACCCGUACACUGGCGUAUCUGACUGUUCUCGCCUCUCCUAUUUGUGCACCAACUCUGCCUACUACGCCGUCAUGGUCGCCCAGUGCCCAUUGACGUGCGGAUUCUGCUCCGGA